AUGGCUUGGUUGGAAAGCUUAAAAUCGUCUUCAGCAGCUCGCUUGGUGUCGUCUGCGGCGAGGGAGAUUUUUAGUGAAAGCACCUCCGAAAUUGAAGAUCCUGUUGCCGAUCUAAGAAAUUCCCGAUCAAGAAUCGCCGAACUGGAACGUCUUGUUAGUGAUUACAAGUCGGAGGCACAAAUCAAGGAAUUGAUUGCGGAAAUAACUCUUUGGAGAGGUGAGCCUGAGGGCGAAUGUUUACCACCAAGUGUUUCGAACCAUGUAUCCCCGGAAAGGAGUGAUGCAGCUCUGAUUAGUAAGACACUUUUUAGCACUUUUUUUACUUUAACGUUGCAGGUGCGAGUCAUGCAUGGCACCGGAGAAGCUGUUAAUGAAUCAGUCAACACUCCAGCUCUCGGUGGCGUUAGUGAUGUUGGCGAUAUGGAUAUAGAUGGUUAUAAUUCAGAGUCCGUUGAGUCGCGUUUCAUUCGAAUAAGAGAGGCGCUUUCAAGUGCUGUAAGUCUUCUGCCUCCGCUAGCGUCUGAUCACGCUGUGAUGGAGUGGCCACCGAGGCAGCCGGAGGCACAGGUUGCCGUCCUUGUAGCCGCCGAGGCUGCUUCUCGUCAGGAGCUUAUGAUGACCCGCGCAUACAUAGAUCAGCUUCAGUGUCCUCUUCCCAGUCCACUUCCUUGCAAUGGUGCAGAGUUGUACUCCAACGAAGUCACCACUGAUCCCAUUGGUGCUGCUCUGGACCGUUCGAUUGGACCUGUCUCUACUUCUGCUCUCUCCCAACACCAAUCCCCACUAAGACUUGUGCAUGUUUGCAAACUUCUGGAGAAAACCUUAAUCUCUUGCGCCAAAUUUCUUCGUGGCGAAUGCCGUCUGGCGGACUUCGAUGAAGAUGUCAGUCCUCUUAUUCAAGUAGAAGAGCACUAUGCAGACAUAGUUGAGAUGCUGAGAUCGGCGUUUGCUUCCACUCCACUAGAGCGCGCUCUGAAAGAAAUUUGCCAUCAGUUAGAAGCUUGUGGCGAAGUCAUUGAUAUAGCGGAUGUAAAUAGCCCAACCGUCUUAAGGUUGUGUGAAUUAUUAUCGAAAAGGAAGGAUCCUCCUCGUGACUUUUUAUUGAACAGUAAAGGAAAGGUUGAAAAAGAUGAUCAGAAAAUUGUCGACAAAUUCAACAAUUUGGUGGAGAAAUUGGAGUACAAAGAUGCUCUUUCAGCUGCCAUUUUGUGCAUACUCAACGAUAUAGAAACUGGUUCAGAGAGUUUUGAUUCGACUGCUUAUAAACUUGAUGUCGAUGGCCUUAAUAUUGUCAACCGCUUAGGUGCUGCACUGUUUACAAAAAGCGCUGCUGCAUGCGUUAGUCAGUUGGAGAAGGAAUCGAUUGAAGGCAUUCGAAAUCGUAUUACAUCUGUAGACAAAACUGAUUUGGUCCCAGAGUUAAAAGCCGCGCUGUCUUGCUUGGACACCUUAUUCAACGUUAUCGACGACUGCAGAAAUGACUUGACUGAAACCGUGUCUACUGAAGCCAUCCGACGAAAGGUAUCCAACUACACUGUUGCCAAUGCCUUAUUGAAGCUUUUGACACUCAAAAAAAUCGAUGAAGGGAAUGAAUUGUUUACAGUUUUAAAAAUGAUAAGAAUGAUGUUGCAUGAAGAUACGAGCAAUUUAACCUCAGAGCAAACAAAUUUGACUGACUCGAGCUUAUCAGAGAAGGCAAAUGCAAUAAUCAACUGCUUCGCCCAGCUCUCCAAGCUUGCUGCGGAACAUGAGCUGCGUGAUUAUCUGAUUGAACUGGUGAAUCAUGGUAAUCCAGAUCCCACAAUUUUGAACCCCCAAAACCAGACCAUUGCCAGGAGACUAAUUGAUAUGCUGAGUCAUAGGCACCAAUCUGAUUCUAUUGUGAUUAGUCUAUUGGAAGCGGUAGUGAAAGGAGUGCAGAAUAAUGCUCUGGAUGGACUGGAUGAAAGGAUAGCAUCAUCCCAAGUUGAUGAGAGGUUGUUAAAUUGCCUCCACGACCUGCUGAGGAGUUUUGUGAAUUUGAGAACCAAGUUUGCACAAGUGGAAAGGGACAAGGUGGCGCUGGGUCAGCUAGUGCGCAGCAAGCACGCAGAGAGUCAGGCCUAUCAUGCGAAACUAAAGGAGGUUCUCACUGAACGGCAGUCCAAUCACACGGAUAAGGGCGAAGAUAUCGCCAAAUUAAUGGCGAAAAUUGAGCGACUGGAAUUGCAUUUGCUCCAGACGGAGGAGAGCUAUACACGGGAGACUGUUGCAGCGGAGGAGCGCGAGGCUUCCCUGAGGGCGAAAUUAGGCCAGACGGAGGAGCAGUUGGCUGCGCUGCAGGGGUUCGUUGCCUCGGCCGAUGAGCAGAUUGGGUGCGCUCUCGAAGAGCGUAACGUUGCCCGCGAGGCCUGUCGUACUUUUCAGGCCGAGCUUUCGACAUUCCAGUUAAGCUACACGAAUCUGCAAAAGGUCCUCAACAGUCUCGAAAAGGAAAAACAAAUGGAGGCGGAUGCAACAGCGCAGCACUUCCGACUUGAGAAUGAGCGAUUGCAGCAGGAGAUAGAGCGUUUGCGUCAGCUCGUUAAGAAUUUGGAGGUAGAAGUCGCCCGUCUUGGGGAUGUCGAAACAAAUAAUCGUGCCCUUCAAGAACAGUUAAAGCAGCAUGAUAGUCGCCUUUCUGAAGCUUAUUCUCUAGCUCGUCAUUACGAGGAACGUAUCAAAGUUCUUAAGGGCAAAAUGAAGGAGAUGGCAGAAGAACUCGAUGGAAAGUUAGACAAAUCCGUCAUGAAAAGUCUAUUAAUAAGCUGCAUGAAACUCCCGCCAGCAAAACGACCUGAAGCAUUUCGUUCUCUUGGAAGUGUCCUCAACUUUACGUCUGAAGACUACGACUUGCUCGGUUUCAAUGAACCUAUCGCCAAGAAUUGGAAGGAACUAUUUUGGAGAUCUGAUGCGUCAACAGUGGAGAAAAGCCUUAAAUCCGAGCAGUCAUUCAUUGAGCUUCUCGCAAACUUCUUGGAAAAGGAAUCUGCUCCUCCCAGUCAAAUACGACUGCCAACCGAUUACUUGAGGCGCAAUAGCACUGGAGUGGACACCGACUGCAAGAUUUCGCAGGGAUACCGAAACUCUGCAUCAAUAAUUCAACAUCGCCUAUCGUCCCCACAUCUCACACCGUGUGAACAAGUUGCAUCGCCCAAAAAAGCUAAUGCUUCCAACAAUCCUCUUAUCUCUGGUCUUCCCAUUGCGAAAUCCCCAUCUGCCAUGAAUUAG
Hydatigera taeniaeformis is the source of this 3249-nucleotide messenger RNA. The record is from the annotation of a GenBank genome assembly. Lineage: Eukaryota; Metazoa; Platyhelminthes; Cestoda; Cyclophyllidea; Taeniidae.